AUGCCGAAUGGAACAUUAGAAGUGAUCGUUGUUGAAGGACGAGAUCUGAAAGAUAAAGAUUUAAUGGGUCAAAAUGAUGCUUUUGUUGAAAUUUAUAUUGAUAAAAAAUAUAAACAACGAACAACAACAAUAUCAAAUACAAAUAAUCCAAUUUGGAAUGAACGUUUUUCUUUUAAUUUACAAAAAAAUGAUGAAACAAUUCAUUUUGAUGUUUAUGAUGCUGAUCUCAUUGGAAGAGAUUCAAUUGGAAAUUGUAAAAUCAAACUUAAACAUGUUUUUGAUGAUGGAAAAUAUGAUGAAUGGAUCAAAUUACCUUCGAUGUUUGGUCUUUCAUCAAAAGGACAAAUUCAUAUUAUUAUGAAUUUUAUUCCAUCGUAA
Molecule: messenger RNA, 378 nt
Organism: Adineta ricciae
Lineage: Eukaryota; Metazoa; Rotifera; Eurotatoria; Adinetida; Adinetidae
Source: the annotation of a GenBank genome assembly